AUGGAAUAGUUGAAGAAGGGUGUAACUUUCAAUGCUGAUCCAGUAUCAAAGAAAAAUAAACUACAGUUUGAAGAUGUUUUUGCUGAAAAAUUUGCACCUCACAGGUCUGUUCCUUCUUGGACUAGUGCUGUUAAGCUAUACAGAAAGAACAUUAGCAAAGGCAAAAACCAAAACCGUUUGGAAAGGAAAAGGAUCAACUGAAAAUUUGAAAGAAAUAAUGAUUGGGAGAUGCUUCAACUACCUUGGAAUAGUAAAUCCUGAUGCAGGGGACAAAGACUGUCCAACGUUAUGGGAAGCAUUUCUGAGUGCAUUUAGUAAGAAGGACCCAUGCAAAAUUACAACAGAAGAUUAUAAACCAUUUCUGGAUUUGGCAGGUCAUGACAUUCCAAUUAACCAGUCAAUCUUCUGGAGCCAGACCAAAAGGCUCAUCCUUCAGUACACUGAUGUUACACACAAGGUGGUGCCUCUUGAGAGCACUCUGAUUGGUUAUAUGGUGGACGGCCUGAACUGGUGCGGAAAACUCUCCAGCUCAAAACCUAAUUUUGAAGCAUGUCCUGGGUGGAACGAGUGUGAAAACAAUUCAAUGCGUUCAUUUUGGAAGGCGGCAUCUGAAGAUUAUGCCAUGAGGGCACAAGGAGAAGUAACAGUGAUGCUGAAUGGAUCUGCUUAUGGUGAAACCUUCAGGAAUAACAGCAUUUUUGGAGAAAUUGAACUUGGAAAACUAGACAAUAAGUGAAUUACCUUUGUUCAACUCUGGAUCAUGGACAAUAUUAAUGGUCCUGAUAAAGAAUCCUGUGGUGUCAGCAGUGUUGCAGUAUUGGAAAGGAUUCUGAAGGAGAAAAAUAUUAAGUACUCUUGCAAGGAUAAUUACAAGGCUGCUAAAAUGCUGCAGUGCAUUGACAAUUUGAAUCAUCCAUCCUGCGAAUUAGGCAAAAAGCCAAAUGUCACACUGGAUCUGCUCAAGCUACUCUCAGGGAAUUUCUAAAGCUGCCUACUUCUAUACAGACAGGCAAUCAAUGAGAAUAGUGCAAAUAUAUAAAGCAAGCUCCAUUAUACAAUGUAGUAGGAUUAUCUGUAUUUGGUUGAUUCAGAAAUUAAGGUGUAACUCUGGGAAGAAAUAAUGUAUAUUAACAAUAAAAGAGGAUCAAUGAAAUUU
This is a messenger RNA of Rhincodon typus (whale shark), 1156 nucleotides long. RefSeq names its product ADP-ribosyl cyclase/cyclic ADP-ribose hydrolase 1-like. NCBI's taxonomy places the organism in Eukaryota, Metazoa, Chordata, Chondrichthyes, Orectolobiformes, Rhincodontidae. The transcript has 9 exons. Gene Ontology annotation, cellular component: plasma membrane. The record is from RefSeq and is a predicted model, not a curated record. Gene Ontology annotation, molecular function: NAD+ nucleosidase activity; phosphorus-oxygen lyase activity. Gene Ontology annotation, biological process: positive regulation of B cell proliferation.